Messenger RNA from Coprinopsis cinerea okayama7#130, 1732 nucleotides. RefSeq names its product U4/U6 small nuclear ribonucleoprotein Prp31. The record is from RefSeq and is a predicted model, not a curated record. The transcript has 10 exons. Gene Ontology annotation, cellular component: U4/U6 x U5 tri-snRNP complex; precatalytic spliceosome; U4 snRNP. Lineage: Eukaryota; Fungi; Basidiomycota; Agaricomycetes; Agaricales; Psathyrellaceae. The coding region runs from base 1 to 1668 and encodes 555 amino acids. Gene Ontology annotation, biological process: mRNA splicing, via spliceosome; spliceosomal tri-snRNP complex assembly.
AUGAGUGGCCUCGCCGAUGAACUGCUCGCUGACCUUGACGGACUCUCCGGUGGCGAGGAAGAGCACGAGACCACACCUCAACAGCAAACUGCAGGAGCCUCGUCCUCCUCGUCCUCCCUCCCUCAAAAGCGCAAAGCAACAGACGAAGGACCGGGUUCAAGUCUCGCUGACGAGCUCGAUAUGGAUGACGACGAAGAUGAAGAAGAUGGUGGGGCCAAUGCGGAAGAGGAAGAGGCGAGCAAGGGAAGGGAGAUUGGUUCGCUUGUCAUGGAGGGGGGCGUUCGUCCCGCGGACGAGCUUGACGCAGAAGAUGUACAACAGAUGGAACUUGGCUCUAUUGAAGAUGUGACCAAGGUGGCUAAGCUGGAAGGGAGCAAGAAGAUGUCGGAUAUCUUGAAGGAUAUUGAAAAGUACCAGGAAAACCCUUCGACGCCUGCGCAGAUGAGCUUGCCGGCCCAUCUGAACCCUGAGUACACUCUCAUCGUUCAAGCCAACAACUUGUCCGUUGAGGUCGAAAAUGAAAUUCUUAUCGUCAACAAGUUCAUUCGAGAUCACUACUCUCCCCGGUUCCCUGAACUCGAACAGCUGGUAACAGAUCCCACCAUGUACAUCAAAGCGGUUCGAGCCCUCGCCAAUGCAGAUGACCUGACCAAAGUCGAACUUUCAGGCAUUUUGCCACCCGCCGUGAUCAUGAGUGUCGUAGUCACUGCAACCACUACCCCGGGGACCAAACUGUCUGCUGCCAGUUGGCAAGCCAUCGAGAAGGCUUGUGGAUUGGCCGACAGGCUCGAGGAGGCAAGGAAAAAGAUAUUCAUGUACGUCAGUUCAAGGAUGAACGUUCUCGCACCCAACCUAUCCGCUAUCGUUGGUACUACUACAGCUGCGAAACUCUUGGGUGUUGCUGGUGGAUUAGCGGCGCUGGCAAAAAUGCCUGCGUGUAAUGUCCAUCUGCUUGGUGCACAGAAGAAAAUUACAGCUGGUUUCUCAACCGCCACUCAGAAACGGCAUACAGGUUUCAUCUUCCAGUCUGAAUUGGUCUCGCAAACGCCACCAGAGUAUCAACUCAAGAUUCAGAGGACAGUGGGCGCCAAGUGCGUAUUGGCUGCCAGGAUGGAUCUGGAGAGGCAGAGGAGAGACGGAACCUACGGCGAGAGUUUAAGAGACAAAAUCGAGAAGCAUAUUGAUAGGUUGGCGGCUCCACCACCCUCCAAAGUCGUCAAAGCUCUUCCUAUCCCCAACGAUGGUCCCAAGAAACGUCGUGGCGGUAAACGGGCUCGACGGGCGAAGGAAGCAUACGCUCAAACCGAACUUCGCAAACUACAGAAUCGCGUCAUGUUCGGCGAGGCAGAGGAGGAAGUUGGCGCGUUCGACCAGACUAAGGGUCUCGGUAUGAUUGGCCUUGCUUCCGGUAAAGUUCGUGCCAGUGUUGGUGAAGCCAAGAGCAAAGCCAAAAUGUCCAAGCAAAACAAAUUGCGAACGGCAGCUCUGGCACGAUCGGCUCAGCAGGCGCAGACUUCAGGGACGGCUACGUCACUUAGUGUUACUCCAGCUCAAGGUUUCGAGCUGACCAAUCGAGCUGCAAUGGCCCAGAGAGUGAAGGAGGCCAAUGAACGGUGGUUCUCUGGUGGAACGUUUUCAUUUGUGGGGCAGAAAGGACAGACGAAGUGAAGAUGCGAUUCGUACAUGUUUUUCUUCCACCGUUAGAGAUCAAUAUUAUGCUUACAGUCUGCCC